Molecule: messenger RNA, 852 nt
Organism: Oryzias latipes (Japanese medaka)
Lineage: Eukaryota; Metazoa; Chordata; Actinopteri; Beloniformes; Adrianichthyidae
Product: galactose-specific lectin nattectin
Source: RefSeq, a predicted model, not a curated record
AUUUUCUGAAAGAUGCCAAGAAGCCUCCAGCUAAGCUAGAAAACUCCAGAAAGACAAAUUCAAUCUUCAACAUAACAGGACAAGCUUCACCAUGUUGGUCCUCAUCUUGCUUGGUCUUGCUCUGAUGGCUGUGGAUCCUUCAGAUGAACAGGAGCUGAAGCUGCUUCGUGGCAAUUGUCCCAUGUUCUGGUACAGCUAUGGGGGCCGUUGCUACAAAUACGUUGCUACAUCAAUGACCUGGGGAGAUGCAGAACUCCACUGUGUGUCACAAAACGCCAACCUGGUGUCAGUCCACAGUCUUAAAGAAGACAACCUUGUCAAGAUGCUGAUCAGAAACUUCGACCCUGCUGAGGCUCCGACCUGGAUUGGACUCAGUGAUGCUCAGAAGGAAGGAGGGUGGCUGUGGUCUGAUGGGACCAAAAUUGACUUUCAGGCUUGGGCCGCAAAACAGCCAGACAACUGGAAAGGCUAUGAACACUGUGCAUCCACCAACAAUUGGGGAAAAAAGGAAUGGAAUGACGUUAGAUGUUCAGCUGUCUAUCCUUUUGUUUGUAAGUCUCGUCAAAAUUGUUCCUAAUACAAAGAGGGUCUCUUUUUGUUUCUUGUUCAAAACUAAACUGAUCAUUUUUUUUGUCUUCAGUCUGUGUGGAAAAAGACAAAUUGUGUAAAAUAAUGCACAAGUUUUUGUUCAUGAAUCAUCUGUUCAAAUGUCCAAGAAAAAACCUCUGAAUGGUCAUAGAUUUUCUCUUUACUGAACUAAAUGUUUUGUAACUGUAAAUGUUUGCAUAAACAGACAUUUUUAAGACAUCAAAAAAUGUUUUUGGGACAAUAAAUUUCACAAAUAACACACAA